Molecule: messenger RNA, 1499 nt
Organism: Trichomycterus rosablanca
Lineage: Eukaryota; Metazoa; Chordata; Actinopteri; Siluriformes; Trichomycteridae
Gene: klhdc3l
Exons: 8
Coding region: 126-1391 (421 amino acids)
Cellular component (GO): Golgi apparatus
Molecular function (GO): protein binding
Source: RefSeq, a predicted model, not a curated record
UUCUGUAUGAACGCUGUAGAGGGGGAGCUGUGAGGAAAGUUUGAGCAUGGCCACACCCACACACCCACCCGCUCACUGCUAGCCACAAUAACAGGAAGACGGAUUGCACUUAUGAUGUGUCUCAUAUGUCUAGUAUGACUGAAAGGAACAGUCCUUGUCUGUGGAUUUCAGUACCUCAGGUCUCCACUGCACCUUGUAACCGCUAUAAACAUGCCACUUGUGAAUACAGGGGAAAUGUCUACCUGCUCGGAGGUAGAGGGAAACACUCAUUAAAAGAUUUCUGGAAGUACAAUGUGGUGUGUAAUAAGUGGACUAAGCUGUACUGCAAGGAUGAUCAAGCACCUGAUGAACUGGAAGAGCACAGCAUGGUGGCACAUCAGGGUAUUCUGUAUGUGUUUGGAGGCUGGAGAGAUUCUGUAUACACUAACUCAAAAACACCUUUCUGGCUGUUUGAUACAGAUAAAGAACAGUGGUUGCAUUUAAACAAGCCAGGUUCACAUUCUCAGAAAGAGGUACCAGCUAACAGAAAGGGGCACAGUGCUGUAGUACUGGGAUCUUCUAUGUAUGUUUAUGGGGGAUACAUUGAUAUGCGAGGGACCUUACAUGAGUUCUGGCGGUUUGACACGGACACUAGGAUGUGGUCACUCCUGAGUAAUGCACAAGUUUGUCCCGGACCAAGGCAUAGUCACUCAGCCAUGACCCACCAGGACUGUAUGUACCUGUAUGGUGGCUUGCAAGGUCUAAAGGAACAGAGGGACCUGUGGAGUUGGAGCUGCUACAACCAGACUUGGAGCUGCAUCAACACUUUCUCAGGACCCUCAAAGCUGAUGGGCCACUCAGCCGUAGUGUACAAGGACAGCAUGUUGCUCUUUGGCGGAGCAGAGACCCAGAGCGCUCCCAGAAACUGCCUUUGGAAGCUCAGUCUUACCACGUGGACCUGGGAGAAGCUGCCAUCAUUACCUGGAUCCACCGCUCCAUGUCGGAUUCACCACUGCAGUGUUGGUAUCGGACCGAGUUUCCAACCCGGUGCGUUAGAAAUCCCCAUAACAAACAGCAAACAAAAGCACAGACCAUUCAAGAACAAGUGUUUCCCAUCCAGCUCGUCUUUGCAGCCGGAGGAGAACAUUGAGCUGAAGACUUUGCCAAUGAGGAAGGAGACAGACCAGAAGGAUAUUACUCUGGCCAGUAAGUGGACUGAGGCAAAAGGAGGUUGCCUUACGUUUGAGAAUCAGAAUGCUGCUGAUGAGGAAUGGGACGAUGGCCGCUCGUCAAAGGAGACGGAGGACUGUGUAGAGCACUCAUUGCCUGACCUGCUACUCAUAUUCGGAGGUAAACCUCUAAAAGAACAAGCUGCUAUUUCAGUGUGGCAAAUGACACUUGGUGAUAGCUGACUAUAAUGGCCCGAGUAAUGCUGUUCAUUAAUGCACCACUUUCUCUGCUAUUAAAUGUAAUAAAACUGGCCUUUGUCUAAGAUUAAACCAGCUGUUGAAAUUAUACAA